GGAAGAGAAAGCUUCUGGUUUAAAGUGUUUAGAGGAACCACAUGACCGGAACCAGGCUGUGGUAGGCGGGUCUAGGAGAGAUAUUCCAAAGAUCCAGGUGAGAGUGACAGGAAAUCCCACCAUUCCUCUUGCUCCGUGAGUGGUUCCUAACCCUCAACUAGGGGUCUUAGUUCUCUCUGAUCCCGGGAAACUCUACUCAUUCUGGUUUCCUGGAUGCGGCCCUGGAGAGUGCAGCAGCGGGAACCGCAACCCUGCGGCCCUGGAACCUCCCAGUUCUGGGUGCUUUCUGAAGACUCUUCCCCAUAUGCAGGGAUCACACUCUUCAGAUAGCCUCGGUCACCUGUGUAUCUGAACUAAGAGCCCUGGAUGAUGAAGAGAGGAAACUGUAGCAAAGGAUCCAGAAAUUUAAUGAAGAGCAACAAGAAGAAUGACUGCUUCUCUGGUAAAUGUGUCCAAGUGUCUGCUAACAUUCAGGGAUGUGGCUGUGGAGUUCUCAAUGGAGGAAUGGGAAUGUCUCAACUAUUCCCAGAAGACAUUGUAUAGAGAUGUGAUGAUGGAAAAUUACAACAAUCUAUUCUUUGUGGAGAAUCACUGUAAAUAUAAGAAGGUAUUGGAUCAAGACCCGAAUUCUAUUGUCCAUAAUGUGAUUAUCUAUGAAAAGUCAUAUGAAUGUAAUGAGCUUGUCAAAAUGACUCAUGAAUCCUCCCAAGAUUUCAAGAUCUCUGAGAAAGAACUCAUAGGAUGAAACUUAAGUUUAAAGGAUGAAAAACAACUUUGUUUCCUUUGCCAGUUGAAGCAAUGCUGCAAAAGGUGAAAACCAAGGCUGGAGUUAUUAAAUGCCUAAACUACAUUUGUCUGAACUCUGUAGAUUUUCUGUUACACAAGGCAUUAUCACGUAAUUGCUUUUGAUCUUUUG
Rattus rattus (black rat) is the source of this 916-nucleotide messenger RNA. Its product is annotated as zinc finger protein 54-like. The transcript is spliced from 6 exons. The record is from RefSeq and is a predicted model, not a curated record. Gene Ontology annotation, biological process: regulation of DNA-templated transcription. The coding region runs from base 428 to 745 and encodes 105 amino acids. NCBI's taxonomy places the organism in Eukaryota, Metazoa, Chordata, Mammalia, Rodentia, Muridae.